CAAUGACACAGUCUCGGAAGAAAAAAAUGGCCCGUGGACCGGAGCGUGGACUCAUGGGACGUGGAGCCGUGAGCCCGUGGACUGUGGAGUGUGGACCGGACUGUGGACUGUGGACUGUGGACUGUGGACUGUUGUGGACUGUGGACUGUGGACUGUUGUGGACUGUGGAGUCUGGACUCUGGACUCUGGAGUCGUUGACUGUUACAAUGGGUUUUAAAAAAACAUAAAAUACAAUCAAAACUGGUAUUAUUAUUUCUUUAGCAGC
This is a messenger RNA of Sphaeroforma arctica JP610, 265 nucleotides long. RefSeq lists its product as hypothetical. The transcript has a single exon. The record is from RefSeq and is a predicted model, not a curated record. The annotation marks the transcript as partial. Lineage: Eukaryota; Ichthyosporea; Ichthyophonida.